AUGGUUGCAGGGUUGCUAAAGGUGCCCCCUAUUUCUCAUUUAUUUUUUGCUGAUGAUAGUUUGUUAUUUUUCAAAGCCAAUGCCCAGGAAGCCAGUGAGAUUAAAAAUUGUUUAUCUGUAUAUGAGAAUUUGUCUGGGCAGGUAGUUAAUUAUCACAAAUCCAGUAUAUGCUACGGCAAGAAUACUAGUGAGUUUGACAGGAAUGAAGUGGCACAAAUCUUAGGUGUAGUCCAGGCUCCUAACUUUGGGAAAUACUUGGGACUUCCCUCAUUUGUUGAAAGGAAUAAGAAAGCGGCUUUCUCGUAUAUUAAGGAAAAAAUCAGACACAUGAUUGGAUCAUGGAAUAAGAAACUGUUAUCAGGCAAGGAAAUCUUGUUGAAAAGUGUAGCACAAUCCAUGUCUACCUUUUCAAUGAGUAUUUUUUUGCUACCUAUGACUGUGUGUACGGCUAUUGAGAGAGUUAUGAACCGCUAUUGGUGGGGGACUGGUAAUGAUCAGGGGAUACACUAA
Molecule: messenger RNA, 510 nt
Organism: Ipomoea nil (Japanese morning glory)
Lineage: Eukaryota; Viridiplantae; Streptophyta; Magnoliopsida; Solanales; Convolvulaceae
Exons: 1
Coding region: 1-510 (169 amino acids)
Source: RefSeq, a predicted model, not a curated record